AUGUCUGUCCGAAUCCCGCUCGACGCGUUGACGUCUCGUCUCAAUUUCUCAGACCGCUUCAGCAGUGUUCGCUCGCAAUCCCUUGCCCAGCGCUUUGCCAACAUCAAACCCAUCUCCGAGUUCCUAGACUUGAAGAGACUGUCAAAACCAGCCAACUUCGGCGAGGUACAGGCCAGAGUCAACUACAACCUGAGCUAUUUCUCCAGCAACUAUGCCGUCGUGUUCUGUAUGCUUUCGGUAUACUCCUUGCUCACAAACUUGUGGCUGCUCUUCGACAUCAUUUUGGUUGUUGGUGGCAUGUGGGCUAUAGGGAAACUUGGUGGUUCGGAUCUUGAAAUCGGUACAUUCAGAGCUACAAGCUCCCAGCUUUACACUGGCCUGGCAUGUAUUGCUGUCCCCGUUGCGUUCAUUUCUUCGCCUAUUGCAACCUUCCUGUGGCUCAUUGGAGCUACUGGUGUCACAAUUCUGGGCCAUGCCUCACUCAUGGAUAGGUGA
Cladophialophora yegresii CBS 114405 is the source of this 495-nucleotide messenger RNA. RefSeq lists its product as uncharacterized. Gene Ontology annotation, cellular component: Golgi apparatus. The record is from RefSeq and is a predicted model, not a curated record. The transcript has a single exon. Bases 1 to 495 code for a protein of 164 amino acids. Lineage: Eukaryota; Fungi; Ascomycota; Eurotiomycetes; Chaetothyriales; Herpotrichiellaceae.